Odobenus rosmarus divergens (Pacific walrus) is the source of this 1671-nucleotide messenger RNA. RefSeq names its product butyrophilin subfamily 1 member A1-like. The record is from RefSeq and is a predicted model, not a curated record. Gene Ontology annotation, cellular component: external side of plasma membrane. Bases 1 to 1671 code for a protein of 556 amino acids. Lineage: Eukaryota; Metazoa; Chordata; Mammalia; Carnivora; Odobenidae. Gene Ontology annotation, molecular function: signaling receptor binding. Gene Ontology annotation, biological process: regulation of cytokine production; T cell receptor signaling pathway. The transcript has 9 exons.
AUGGUGGGUUCCCUGGACUUUUCUCUGCUAAGAGACCUUUUCUCUAUCCUUCUUCUCCAGGUGUCCAUGUGGGGCUCAGAUUCAUUCUUGGUUAUCAGCCCCUCAGAGCCAAUUGUGGCCAUGCUGGGCACAGACACAGUGCUGCCCUGUCAUGUGUCCCCUGCCAUGAAUGUGGAGAGCAUGGAGCUGAGGUGGUUCCGCUCCCAGUUCUCAGAGGCUGUGUAUGUGUAUAAGGAUGGAAUGGAGCAGGCGGAAGAACAGCUGGUAGAUUUCAAAGGGAGAGCAGAGUUGGUGAAAGAUUAUAUCACGGAGGGAAGAGUAGCUGUGAGAAUCUACAAUCUCCAGAUCUCAGACAAUGGAAUGUACAAGUGUUUUUUUAAAAAAGACAGUGACUUUGAAGAAGCCACUUUGGAGCUGAAAGUGAUUGGUCUGGGUUCUGGUCCUCAUGUUUUCAUGGUGGGUCCAGAAGAUAAAGGAAUAAGGCUGACAUGCACAGGCAAGGGGUGGUUUCCCCAGCCUGAGAUAAAAUGGACAGAUGCAACGGGAGAGAUGAUACCAUCUCUCUCUGAGGAUGAAACCCAAGAUGAUGAUGGGUUGUUUCAAAUAGAGGCAUCCCUCAUUGUGAGAGACACUUCAAAGACAAGAGUGUCCUGCUCCAUGAAGAACCCCUUCUUUGGACAAGAGCAGGUGGAAACCAUUUCUAUCCCAGAAUCCUUCUUCCCUAGGACCUCUCCUUGGAAGGUAGCAUUUGCUGGGACUUUCUUCAUACUUGGGAUUUUCCUGGGUGCUGUUGUGUUUUUGGCUUGGAAAGAACGACAGGAGAAAAAAAGAGUACAGGAAAUCCAGGAGGAAAAAGAGAAGGAAAGUGAAGCCAGAGAAUCGCUUGAGAAAGAGCUUGUCAGAAGGAAGCAGUUAUAUCAGCAAGACUGGAAAAAAGCAAAUUUAUAUGCUGACUGGAGAAAGGAACAAUUCAAAGCAGUUGCUGUUACUCUGGAUCCAGACAGUGCUCAUCCCAAUCUCAUCAUCUCUGAGAAUAGAAAACAAGUUUCUUUAAUGGAAAAUGUUCCUCAGAACUGUGAUGGCUCAGUAUACCAAGGACAAGAGGAAUCUGAAGCUGUCUUCAAUGUUCUGGGCCAAAAUUACUUUCACACAGGGAGACAUUACUGGGAGGUAGAAGUCAAUAUUGGGACAGAAGCUGGACCUGAAACUGAAUGGGCUGUGGGUGUUUGCUCAGAUUCAGUAAUAAGAGAUGGGUGGUUUGUAGAAUGUCCAGAGAAGAAUUUCUGGGUGAUAGUAUACAAGAAAGGAGAAGUCAAGGUUCCCACCCUCUCAAAGUCACUUUCACUGAGGCAGCAUCCUCAAAGGAUAGGAGUUUUCUUGGACUGCGAAGAUAGAGAUGUGUCAUUUUACAACAUGGUUGAUGGGUCGCACAUCUAUUCCUUUACUGGAAUCACCUUGUAUGCGACCCUCUGUCCUUAUUUUAGCCUUCGGGGUGCUGGCACAUCUGUGACCAUCUGCUCAACUUCAGAUUGCACUAAAAAUUGUCCUGAUUCUUCUCCAAAUAGCUCUGUAACUCAUUUAAGGAGUGAUGACAUGGGUAUCCCUCAAGAAGCUAAGCAUCUAUUUAAAAAGAAAAAUCUCUCUUCCCACUAUUUUUGUUAUCAAAUAUGA